Messenger RNA from Lathyrus sativus (Indian pea), 2022 nucleotides. Lineage: Eukaryota; Viridiplantae; Streptophyta; Magnoliopsida; Fabales; Fabaceae. The record is from the annotation of a GenBank genome assembly.
AUGGCUUUCUUCACUUAUGUUUCCAUGUUAAUCACAGUUUUCACUUUGUUCUAUGGACUUUUCAAUCCUGCAUGCUCAAUUUCCUUCAACUUCUCAAACUUUCAACCAAACUUAUAUCUAAUAAACUUCCAAGGUGAUGCAUUUUGCUCCAACAAUGUUCUUCAGUUAACAAAAAACCAACUGGAUGGUCCCAUCACAAGCAGCGCCGGUCGCGCUUCAUUCGAUCAACCGGUGAAGCUCUACGAUAAAGAGACACAAGAGUUGACUGAUUUCACAACACAUUUCACCUUUAAAAUGAAAGCUGUUAUUGCGACGCAGUUUGGCGAUGGUUUAUCGUUCUUCAUCGCCCCGUUUCAAUCUGAUAUCCCGAUGAAUUCGUCUGGCGGUUACCUUGGCUUGUUCAACAAUGUAACUGCAUUUGAUACUAAUAAAAACCAAAUAGUAGCUGUUGAGUUUGAUAGUUUUCAGAAUGAUUGGGAUCCAAGCUCUGAUCAUGUUGGAAUCAAUGUUAACUCGAUUCAAUCGGUUCAAAAUGUUACUUGGAAAAGAAACAUUAAAAACGGCUCGAUUGCGAAUGCUUGGAUAUCGUAUAACUCUACAACAAAAAACCUUUCUGUUUUUCUUACUUAUGCUAAUAAUCCAACUUUUAAUGGAAACUCUAGUCUUUCACAUGUUAUUGAUUUGAGAGAUUUUUUGCCUGAAUAUGUUAGGAUUGGUUUCUCAGCUGCUACAGGUCAAUGGAUUGAAUUACACAACAUUCUAUCAUGGUCAUUCAAAUCAAAUUUGGAAAGUGGUAAUGGUAAAAACAUCAAGGUUGGUUUAGCAGUUGGUUUAAGUGUUUGUUUAUGUUCUUUAUCUUGUUUUCUAUGUGUUUUAUGGUUCACUCUUUGGAGAAAAAGAAAAGGAGUACUAAACAAAGGUAAAAGAGAUAAUAAUAUUACAGGUUUGGACUAUUCUAUAGACGACGAUGAAUUCGAGAGAGGAACUGGUCCUAAAAAGUUCACUUACAAACAACUAAGCAAUGCAACAAAUGGUUUUGAUGAAAAAGGAAAGCUUGGAGAAGGUGGAUUUGGAGGAGUUUACAAAGGUUUACUUUCAAAGAAAACAAAAAUGGAAGUGGCUGUGAAAAGGGUUUCAAAAGGGUCAAGACAAGGAAAAAAAGAAUACAUAUCAGAAGUAAGAAUAAUAAGCAAACUAAGACAUAGAAACUUAGUCCAACUCUUAGGUUGGUGUCAUGAAAAGAAUGAACUUUUACUUGUUUAUGAGUACAUGCCUAAUGGAAGUCUUGACUUUCAUCUAUUUGGAAAAGGGGUUAUGCUAAGUUGGAAUAUAAGAUACAAAAUAGCAUUAGGUUUGGCUUCAUCUCUUCUUUAUUUGCAUGAAGAAUGGGAACAAUGUGUGGUGCAUAGAGAUAUUAAAUCAAGUAAUGUGAUGUUGGAUGCAAACUUUAACUCCAAGCUUGGUGAUUUUGGUCUUGCAAGGCUAGUGGAUCAUGAACUUGGUUCACAAACAACAGUUUUGGCAGGUACAAUGGGAUAUUUAGCACCAGAAUGUGUGACAACAGGGAAAUCAAGUAAAGAAUCUGAUGUUUAUAGUUUUGGAGUUGUUGCACUUGAGAUCACAUGUGGUAGAAGGCCAGUUGAGGCAAGAGAAGAGGCUAAGAAAGUUAGGCUUGUGGAGUGGAUUUGGGAUUUGUAUGGUAAAGGUGAGUUAUUUGAAGGGGUUGAUAAAGGGUUGAACUUGGAGUUUGAUGAGAAACAAAUGGAGUGUUUGAUGGUUGUUGGAUUGUGGUGUUGUCACCCUGAUUUUACUAUGAGGCCUUCUAUAAGACAAGUGAUUAAUGUUUUGAAUUUUGAAGGUGCUUUGCCUAGUCUUCCAUCAAAGUUGCCUGUGCCUAUGUACUUUGCACCUCCUAUGGAGAUGUGUAGAUUUUCUUAUAAUUCUGAUGGUCUUACAAACACAACUAAGGGUUCUUCUAAUUACUCAUCUAUGUCAGCAGGAUCUAGAAAAUCUUUAUUGUAG